GUACCCACUACAGCAGUCCCUCUAAACAAAAAUAAUUUGAUUCCGAAAAUACCCUUGCACCAUCCAUUAAAUGCACCAUUUUCUCUAUCAUCUUCCUCGUUCUAACAUCACACUCGCUCAAACCCUAGAGCUCUCUCCCAGUUUCAGAACUUGAAGCGAUUUUGAACUAAAGACCAAACAAUGUCGAAAGAAGUAAGUGAAGAGGGUCAGACUCACCACCACGGGAAAGACUAUGUUGACCCACCACCAGCUCCACUCUUUGAUUUUGGUGAGCUCAAGCUCUGGUCCUUCUACAGAGCUCUCAUCGCCGAGUUCAUUGCCACCCUCCUCUUCCUCUACAUCACCGUCGCCACAGUCAUAGGCUACAAGAAGCAAAGCGAGAAUGACCAUUGCGGUGGUGUUGGCUUAUUGGGUAUCGCAUGGGCCUUCGGGGGCAUGAUCUUCGUCCUCGUUUACUGCACUGCCGGAAUCUCUGGUGGUCAUAUCAACCCUGCUGUGACCUUCGGUUUGUUCUUGGCCAGAAAGGUUUCAUUGCUCCGAGCCGUGUUCUACAUGAUCGCUCAGAGCUUGGGAGCCGUCUGUGGUGUUGGGCUUGUAAAGGCCUUCAUGAAGCACGACUACAACAAAUUCGGUGGUGGAGCAAACACCGUUGCCCCCGGUUACAACACUGGUACCGCCCUUGGUGCUGAGAUCAUCGGUACCUUCGUUCUUGUCUACACCGUUUUCUCAGCAACUGACCCCAAGAGAAGUGCACGUGACUCCCACAUCCCCGUCUUGGCCCCUCUUCCUAUUGGGUUUGCCGUUUUCAUGGUUCACUUGGCUACCAUCCCCAUCACCGGUACCGGUAUCAACCCAGCUCGUAGCUUCGGUGCCGCCGUUAUCUACAACAGCGAAAAGUCAUGGGAUGACCACUGGAUUUUCUGGGUCGGACCAUUCAUCGGAGCUUUGGCCGCCGCGGCGUACCACCAGUACAUACUGAGGGCAGCUGCCAUUAAAGCUUUGGGAUCAUUCCGUAGCAACGCUACCAACUAGAAAAUUAAUUAUUAAAUUCAUAAUUUAUUUUGGUUGGUUGUGUGUAUGAGAGGUUGAUCAAUGUUUAAUUUUUAAUUUUUUACUUUUUCUUUUUUUUUUUUUCGGUAUCAUCUUUCAUAUUUUAAAACCUUUUUUUUUUGUUAGCUUGUGAACCUGUGUAUUAUUUGUUCAUGAGUAGUGGUGAUCAGAAGAAGUGUUCUUUUUA
Molecule: messenger RNA, 1237 nt
Organism: Cannabis sativa
Lineage: Eukaryota; Viridiplantae; Streptophyta; Magnoliopsida; Rosales; Cannabaceae
Product: aquaporin PIP2-7
Exons: 4
Coding region: 181-1032 (283 amino acids)
Biological process (GO): transmembrane transport
Cellular component (GO): plasma membrane
Molecular function (GO): water channel activity
Source: RefSeq, a predicted model, not a curated record